CUCUAUGCUAAUAUCGGCUUGAGAGGCACAGCAUCGCGUUUCUGCCGGCAGUCAGUGGCUUCCAGAGUCUGAGCCGGCUCCUUCACAGCCAUGGCUGAAGGCGGAGAAGGGGAAGAUGAGAUCCAGUUCUUGAGAACAGAUGAUGAGGUGGUGCUCCAGUGUGCGGCCACUAUCCAGAAGGAGCAUCGCAAGUUCUGCCUGGCCGCUGAGGGACUGGGAAACCGCCUGUGUUACCUGGAGUCCACGUCUGAAGCCAAGUAUGUUCCUCCAGACAUCUGUAUUUGUAACUUUGUGUUGGAGCAGUCCCUGUCAGUGCGGGCCCUGCAGGAGAUGCUGACGAACGCUGGGCAGAACAGUGAAGGGAGUGCUGACCAUGAAAAAUGGAGGUUCAUUAAAAAGGCGGGCCAGGGGGGUGGACACCGGACCCUGCUCUACGGUCACGCCAUUCUCCUACGCCACUCCUUCAGUGGGAUGUACUUGACCUGUUUGAAGACAUCAAGGUCUCUGACUGACAAGUUGUCGUUUGAUGUUGGACUACAAGAGGAUUCAAUAGGAGAGGCCUGCUGGUGGACCAUCCAUCCUGCUUCCAAGCAGAGAUCUGAAGGAGAGAAAGUUCGCAUUGGAGAUGACUUGAUUCUUGUCAGUGUCUCAACUGAGAGAUAUUUGCACCUCUCUAUGUCCAAUGGUAACAUCCAGGUGGAUGCUUCCUUCAUGCAAACCCUGUGGAACGUCCAGCCAACCUGCUCUUCAGGGAACAUGGCUGUAGGGUUUUUGAUUGGUGGGCAUGUGAUGCGUCUUUGUCAUGGACAUGAUGAGAGCCUGACCAUCCCUGGAGCAGAUAAGAGCGAGGAGGAGCAGAGAAUUGUAAACUAUGAGGCGGGUAAGGGAGCAUCUAAGGCCCGCUCACUGUGGAGACUGGAGCCUCUCAGGAUCAGCUGGUCAGGAAGCCACAUCAGAUGGGGCCAGGCCUUCAGACUGCGCCACCUCUCGACAGGCCAUUAUCUGGCUCUGACUGAGGACCGUGGACUGGUGCUGCAGGACAGGGAGAAGUCUGACACAAAAGCUACUGCCUUCUGCUUCAGGGCCUCCAAGGAAAAGGUUGACUCGGGCCCAAAGAGAGAUAUUGAGGGCAUGGGAGUGCCUGAGAUCAAAUACGGGGAUUCUGUCUGCUUCGUCAUGCAUGUGGCAACGGGAUUGUGGCUGUCGUAUCUGGCUCCUGAUGCCAAGUCUUCUCGCCUUGGACCACUGAAAAGAAGGGCCUGCCUACACUCUGAGGGCCACAUGGAUGAUGGGCUGAUCCUCCAGCGCUGUCAGCAUGAGGAGUCUCGGGCUGCCCGCAUCAUUCGCAACACCACACUGCUUUUCACAAACUUCAUUAAGGCUUUGGACAGCACUGCAGAGGGCGACUCCACAGCAGUGGGUGGGUACGUUGAAGAGGUGCUCCAGACAUUGAACGACCUGAUCGAGUACUUCAAGCAGCCUGACUCAGAGCUGGAGCACGAGGAGAAGCAGGGUCUGCUUCGUUCCCUCAUCAAACGCCAAGACCUUUUCAAAGAGGAGGGAAUGCUGAGCCUUCUGUCUAUAUGCAUCGAUCGGAUGAACCUGUACAAUAGCGCCGCCCACUUUGGAGAGAUGGCCGGGGAGGAGGCAGGUGCGGCCUGGAAGGAUAUUCUCAACCUCCUGUAUGAACUCUUGGCUGCACUUAUUCGUGGAAACAGAAACAACUGCACCCAGUUUUCUCGUAAGUUGGACUGGUUGGUCAGCAAGCUGGAGAGACUGGAGUCAUCAUCAGGCAUCCUGGAAGUCCUCCACUGUAUCUUGGUUGAAAGUCCAGAGGCCCUGAACAUCAUCCAGAAAGGACACAUCAAAUCCAUCAUCUCGUUACUCUACAAGCAUGGACGCAACCACAAGAUUCUCGAUGUGUUGUGUUCCCUCUGUGUUUGUAACGGGGUUGCAGUGAGAGCCAAUCAGAAUCUGAUCUGCGACAACCUGCUUCCUAAGAGGGACCUGCUGCUUCAGACUCGACUGGUGAACCAUGUUCAGAGCAUGAGACCUAACAUCUUCCUGGGCAUGGCUGAAGGUUCAGCCCAGUAUAAGAAGUGGUAUUAUGAGCUGGUGAUCGACCAGGUGGACCACUUUGUCACCAGCGAGCCGACUCACCUCAGGGUGGGCUGGGCCAACACUAAAGGCUAUGCUCCGUACCCCGGUGGAGGAGAGGGAUGGGGUGGUAACGGAGUGGGGGAUGACCUGUACUCCUACAGCUUUGAUGGACUUCAUCUGUGGUCAGGCCGAAUCCCAAGGGCUGUGGCUUCGAUUAACCAGCACCUGCUAAACUCGGAUGAUGUGGUCAGCUGCUGUCUGGAUUUGGGCGCUCCCAGCAUGUCUUUCAGGAUCAACGGGCAGCCUGUUCAGGGCAUGUUCGAGAACUUCAACACAGAUGGAUUCUUCUUCCCUGUCGUCAGCUUCUCUGCAGGUGUCAAGGUCCGUUUCCUGUUGGGUGGGCGCCACGGAGAUUUCAAGUUCCUGCCGCCUGCUGGUUACUCCCCGUGUUAUGAAGCACUGCUGCCCAAGGAGAAGAUGCAUGUGGAGCCCGUGAAGGAAUACAAGAGGGACCUUGAGGGAGUCCGUGAUCUACUGGGAACCACGCAGUUCCUCUCUCAAGCCUCUUUCAUCCCCACUCCUGUUGACACCAGUCAGAUUGUUCUUCCCCCUCACCUAGAAAACAUUCGAGACAAGCUGGCAGAAAACAUCCAUGAACUGUGGGGGAUGAACAAGAUUGAAUUGGGCUGGACCUAUGGCAAGGUGCGCGAUGACAACAAGAGGCAGCACCCUUGCCUUGUGGAUUUUGUCAAGCUGCCUGAAACUGAAAGGAACUACAACCUGCAGAUGUCUAGUGAAACACUGAAGACCCUGUUGGCACUGGGAUGCCAUGUUGCCCAGGUCAAUGUUCACGCUGAGGACGAUCUGAAGAAGCUUAAACUACCCAAAGACUACAUGAUGUCUAACGGAUAUAAGCCUGCGCCACUGGACCUUUCUGAAGUAAAAUUAACUGCAGGUCAGGAGGUUCUAGUUGAUAAACUGGCCGAGAAUGCACACAACGUGUGGGCCAAAGACAGAAUUAAACAAGGAUGGACCUAUGGUAUCCAGCAGGAUUUAAAGAGCAGGCGUAAUCCUCGCCUGGUACCAUAUGCUUUACUUGAUGAGCGCACCAAGAAAUCUAACAGGGACAGUCUGAGAGAGGCCAUCAGGACCUUGGUUGGAUAUGGAUAUGAAAUUGAUCCCCCAGAUCAGGAAGUCGUUCACGUCUCGGAUGAUCAGAGCAUCGAGACCAUCCGCUUUUUCCGUGUGGAGCAGACAUACGCAGUGACCAGUGGGAAGUGGUACUUUGAGUUUGAGGCCCUGAGUGGAGGCGAUAUGAGGGUGGGCUGGGCCAGACCUGGAUGCAGACCUGAUGUGGAACUGGGACUAGACGACCAAGCCUUUGUCUUUGAUGGAUACAGGGGGAGACGCAUGCACGCAGGCAGCCGCUACUUCGGACAUCCUUGGAAAAAGGGUGAUGUUGUAGGUUGCAUGAUCAAUAUGGAGGACAAGUUUAUGACUUUCACCCUGAACGGAGAGCUCCUGAUCACCAACAAGGGCUCUGAGCUUUGCUUUGCUGACUUUGAGACAGAGGACGGUUUCAUUCCUGUGUGCAGUCUGGGAAUGUCUCAGAUUGGACGUAUGAACUUGGGCAAGGAUGCCAGCUCCUUCAAAUAUUACACCAUGUACGGUCUCCAGGAAGGCUUUGAGCCCUUCGCUGUCAACAUGAACAGAGACAUUGCCAUGUGGUUCAGCAAGCGCCUGGCCACCUUUGUCAACAUACCAGAAGAACACAUGGAUAUUGAGGUGACGAGGAUUGAUGGAACAGUAGAUAGCCCUCCGUGCCUCAAGGUCACCCACAAGACGUUUGGCACCCAGAACAGCAACAAUGACAUGGUGUACUGUCGACUGAGCAUGCCUGUAGAGUUUUAUUCUGCAGACAAGAUACUGGACGAAUCUGUGAAACUCAGCCAUUUCCCUAAAGAAGAUGGAAGUGUUGACUAUGGAAGCAUCACAACUUACUACCAUUCAGUGAGAGUGUUCGCUGGACAGGAUCCUGCCUCAGUGUGGGUCGGCUGGGUCACUCCAGAUUAUCAUUACUAUAGCAAGAACUUCAGCCUGAGCAAGACGCAAACGGUCACCGUUACCCUGGGAGACGAGAGGGGCCGUGUCCACGAGAGUGUCCAGAGGAGUAACUGCUACAUGGUGUGUGGUGCAGAUGCAGUCGGCCCGUCUUCCUCCAACCGCGCUAACUCUGACCUAGAGAUCGGCUGCCUCAUUGACCUGGCCACUGGCCUUGUUUCCUUUACUGCCAAUGGCAAAGAGCUGCCGACAUCAUAUCAGGUGGAACCAAAUACCAAGCUCUUCCCUGCUGUGUUCGCACUCCCUACCAGCACCAACCUUUUCCAGUUUGAAUUUGUCAAAAUCAAGGAUGCCAUGCCGCUCUCUUCGGCUGUAUUUAAAAGCGAGCACAGGAACCCAGUGCCGCAGUGCCCCCCGCGACUGGAUGUACAGACCAUCGUGUCUGUGCUGUGGAGCCGAAUGCCAAACACUUUCCUUAAUGUGGAUACAGCUCGGGUGAGCGAGAGGCACGGCUGGGUGGUCCAGUGUCUGGAGCCGCUGCAGAUGAUGGCCGUACAUAUCACUGAGGAAAACAGGUGUUUGGACAUCCUGGAGUUAUCUGAGCAUGAAGACCUGAGGAAGUUCCACUACCACACACUGAAGCUGUACUGCGCCCUCUGUGCCCUGGGAAAUACUCGAGUUGCUCAUGCUCUCUGCAGCCACUUGGACCAAUCGCAGCUCCUUUACACUAUUGACAACCAGUAUCUCUCUGGGAUGCUGAGGGAGGGCUUCUACAACGUUCUUAUGAGCAUUCAUCUUGAGACAGCAAAGGAGGCUCGGCUAAUGAUGAACAAUGAGUUCAUCAUCCCCCUCACAGAGGAGACGCGCUCCAUCAAGCUUUUCCCUGAUGAGUCCAAGCGACACUCGCUGCCUGGGGUGGGGCUCAGCACUUCCCUGGAGCCUUUGGUGAACUUCUCCCCUGUUGGCAUCAUCAGCACCAAACGCCAACAGUUCCUCUACAGCCCCCAGAUCCCUCUGGGGAUCCUGAAAGAGAAAGCCAUCAGCAUGCUCACCGAGGCCGUGCAAGGCGGAGGAACACACAUCCGGGACCCAGUAGGUGGAAGUGUCGAGUACCAGUUCGUCCCCAUCCUCAAGCUGAUUGCCACUCUGUUAAUCAUGGGCGUUCUAACCAGUGAGGAGGUGAAGCUCAUUCUCCUCUUGAUCGACCCCAAUGUGUUUGGAGAAGUCAAGGAGGAUGAAGAAGUCAAGGGAGAUGAGGUAGCUGUGACUGGGGAGAAGGAGGAGGUGAGCAAGAACGAGGAGAAGGCCGUGGAGGCCGGGGAGGAGGAGGGCAGCAAACAGCCUGUUAAAGGCCUGUUGGAGAAGUCGCUGCCCGAGUCCGUCAAGCGGCAGAUGUGUGAGCUGCUCCAUUACUUCUGUGACUGUGAGCUGAAGCAUCGGAUUGAGUCCAUCGUGUCUUUCUCUGACAACUUUGUGUCGAAGCUCCAGUUCAACCAGAAGUUCCGCUACAAUGAGCUGAUGCUGGCACUCAACAUGUCCGCUGCCGUCACUGCCAAGAAAACCAAGGAGUUCCGUUCACCCCCACAGGAGCAGAUCAACAUCCUGUUGAAUUUUAGUGCAGGAGAGGACUGUCCCUGUCCCGAGGAAAUCCAAGAUGAACUCAACUCUUUCCAUGAAGAAUUGCGCUUGCAUUGUGGAAUUCCAAUGGAGGAAGAAGAGGAGGAGCAGGACACUUCAAUAAAAGGCCGUCUCCUCGCUCUUCUCUACAAGAUCAAGGGUCCUCCUCAAAAGCCAGAGGAGGAACCCACAGAGACUGAACAGGCUGCUCCCACCAACCUGAAGGAGCUGAUCUCACAGACCAUAACCAGCUGGGCCCAGGAGUCCCACAUUCAGGACCCAGAGCUGGUCAGAGUAAUGUUCAGCCUGCUGAGGAGGCAGUAUGACGGCAUCGGGGAGCUGCUGCGGGCCAUGAAGAAAUCCUACACGAUCAGCGCCAAAUCUGUGCAGGAUGCUAUUAACCUGUUGGCAUCUUUGGGUCAGAUCAGGUCUCUGCUGUCUGUACGUAUGGGCAAAGAAGAGGAGAAGCUCAUGAUUGAUGGACUUGGUGACAUCAUGAACAACAAGAUUUUCUACCAGCAUCCCAACCUGAUGCGAGUGCUGGGCAUGCAUGAAACAGUCAUGGAGGUCAUGGUCAAUGUGCUGGGAGGAGACAAGUCACAGGAAAUUGCUUUCCCAAAGAUGGUGGCCAGCUGUUGUCGUUUCUUGUGCUACUUCUGUCGCAUUAGCCGCCAGAACCAGAAGGCCAUGUUUGACCACCUGAGCUACCUGCUGGAGAACAGCAGCGUCGGACUGGCCUCUGAAGCUAUGCGGGGCUCCACUCCACUGGAUGUUGCAGCAUCCUCAGUGAUGGAUAACAACGGCCUGGCUCUGGCUCUGGAGGAGCCUGAUCUGGAAAAGGUGGUGACGUAUCUGGCAGGCUGUGGUUUGCAGAGUUGUGCCAUGCUGGUUGCUAAGGGUUACCCAGACUUGGGCUGGAACCCCAUAGAGGGAGAGCGCUACCUGUCCUUCCUGAGGUUUGCCGUUUUCUGCAACGGUGAGAGUGUGGAGGAAAAUGCCAAUGUGGUGGUGAAGCUGCUGAUCCGGCGUCCUGAGUGUUUCGGUCCCGCACUGAGAGGAGAGGGAGGCCAGGGUCUGCUGGCUGCCAUGAAGGAGGCCAUUAAGAUUGCUGAGGAUCCUGCUCUGGACCUGCCCACAAACCCUGCUGGAGUCAGUACCGGGUGUGGUGAGGAAGAAGGAGAAGUUAUUCACAUGGGCAAUGCCAUAAUGUCCUUCUACUCAGCCCUCAUUGACCUGCUGGGACGCUGUGCUCCUGAGAUGCAUCUCAUCAACGCUGGUAAAGGUGAAGCACUGCGCAUCAGAGCCAUCCUGCGCUCUCUGGUUCCCACUACAGACCUCGUAGGCAUCAUCAGCAUCCCCCUCAAAAUGCCCGUGGUUAAUAAAGACGGUACGGUGACAGAACCUGACAUGUCGGCCUGUUUCUGUCCGGACCACAAGGCCCCCAUGGUGCUCUUCCUCGACCGAGUGUACGGCAUUGAGGACCAGAGCUUUCUGCUUCAGAUGUUGGAGGUUGGCUUUCUGCCUGACCUUCGCGCCUCAGCGUCUCUGGACACGGAGGUGUUGAGCACCACUGAGACAGCGUUAGCCAUGAACAGGUACAUCGGCUCGGCGCUGCUGCCUCUGCUGACCCGCUGUGCCGAUCUUUUUGCCAACACAGAGCACCACGCACAGCUGAUUGAUUCUACGCUGCAGACCAUCUACAGGCUGUCUAAAGGUCGCUCACUCACCAAAGCUCAAAGGGAUGCUAUUGAGGACUGCCUGCUGGCCAUCUGCAAGCAUCUGCGUCCCUCCAUGAUGCAGCAGCUGCUCAGACGGUUGGUGUUCGACGUUCCCAUGUUAACAGAAUACUGCAAAAUACCUCUGCGGCUGCUGAUCAACCACUAUGAGCAGAACUGGAAGUACUACUGUCUGCCGUCCGGUAUGGGCAGCUUUGGUAUAGCUUCUGAAGAAGAGCUGCUCCUCACAAAGAAACUCUUCUGGGGAAUCUUUGACUCUCUCUCCCAAAAGAAGUAUGAUGCCGAACUUUUCAAAAUGGCCAAGACGUGUCUGUGUGCCAUCGCUGGAGCCCUGCCCCCCGACUUCGUAGAUGCCAGUCCAGGAGCAACACUGGAGAAACAGGCAUCUGUGGAUGCGACAGGCAACUUUGACCCCAAACCCAUCAACACUGCCAAUAUCUCUCUUCCUGAAAAACUUGAGUACAUUGCCAACAGAUAUGCAGAGCAUUCCCAUGACAAGUGGUCCUCAGACAAGGUGUCAGCAGGUUGGAAGCAUGGAGAGAAUUUGGAUGAGCAAUCCAAAAGCCACCCUUUGCUGAAGCCUUACAAAAGUCUAAGUGAGAAGGAGAGAGAAACGUACCGCUGGCCAGUGAGGGAGUCCCUGAAGAGCAUGUUGGCCAUGAGCUGGAACAUUGAGAGGACCAAGGAGGGAGAAGCCAUGUUCCAGCAGCGAGAGAACGAAAAGCAGCGAAAGAUCUCUGAAUCUCAGACUAAUGGAUUUAGUCCUGCUCCAAUGGACCUGCACAAUGUGACUUUGUCUAGAGAGCUGCAGGGCAUGGUGGAGGUGGUUGCAGAGAACUAUCACAAUAUCUGGGCCAAGAAGAAAAAAAGUGAACUUCUUAGCAAAGGAGGAGGGACCCACCCGCUGCUGGUUCCCUAUGACACCCUUACGGCUAAAGAGAAGCACAGAGACAGAGAAAAAGCUCAGGAGCUCUUUAAGUUCCUACAGAUCAGUGGCUACGCUAUCACAAGAGGUUUGAAGGACUUGGAACAGGACUCGUCUUCCAUGGAGAAACGUUUUUCCUACAAGUUUCUCAGGAGACUGCUAAAAUACGUUGACUCCGCCCAGGAGUUCAUCGCUCACCUUGAGGCUAUGGCCACUAGUGGAAAGACAGACAAAUCUCCUCAUGACCAGGAAAUCAAGUUUUUUGCCAAGGUGCUGCUUCCCCUCGUGGAUCAAACCUUUAAAAACCACUGCCUCUACUUCCUGUCCACACCCAGCAAUAACCUGAGCAGCUGUGGCUGCGCCUCCAACAAAGAGAAGGAGAUGGUCACAAGCCUGUUCUGUAAACUGGCAGCUCUUGUCAGACACAGGAUUUCUCUCUUUGGUAGUGAUUCAGCAAUGAUGGUGAGCUGUCUGCUCAUUCUCACUCACUCGCUUGACACCAGAACAGUGAUGAAGUCUGGCUCUGAGCUGGUGAAAGCUGGUUUCAAGACUUUCUUUGAGAACGCAGCUGAGGACUUGGAGAAGUUGCAUGAGAUGCUGAAACUGGGAAAGUUCUUGCAGUCCCGUGCCCAGAUGAAGAGCGUCAGCCAGAGCAUCAACUAUGUGACUGUGGCCUUGCUGCCGGUCCUCACUGCCAUCUUUGAGCACAUCAGGACACUCGAGUUUGGAGCAGACCUGCUGUUGGACGAUGUGCAACUGUCCUGCUACCGAAUUCUGACCAGUUUCUACUCUCUGGGAACAGGAAAAAAUGUCUUUGUGGAGAAACAUCUGCCAGCUAUUGGGGAGAGUCUGGCAACCCUGGUGGCGGCCAUGCCUGUGGCGUUCCUGGAACCCCACCUAAAUGCCCACAACCCGCUUUCUGUCUUCAACACAAAGACUCCCAGAGAGAGAGCCAUCCUCAGUAUGCCCGACACGGUGGAGGAGAUGUGUCCAGAGAUGCCUGAACUUGAGAGGCUGCUGAAAGACGUGUGUGAUGUCUCAGAGUCUGGUGCUCGCUACAGUGACAUGCCACAGGUCAUUGAGGUAAUCCUUCCCAUGCUGUGUAACUAUUUAUCCUACUGGUGGGAGAAAGGUCCAGAGAACUCGCCUCCAGAUGCUCAAUGUUGCACCAUGAUCACCUCUGACCAUCUCAGCAUCAUCCUGGGAAACAUCCUCAGGAUCCUCAAUAACAAUCUUGGCAUUGAGGACGCUCCCUGGAUGAAGAGGAUUGCAGUUUACUCUCAGCCAAUCAUCUGCAAAGCCGGAGCAGAUCUUCUGAGAACCCACUUUCUCCCCACGCUGGACAAACUGAGGAAAAAGACCGUGAAGGUUGUGGCUGAAGAGGAGCUGCUGAAGGCUGACGGCAAAGGCGACAACCAGGAGGCCGAGCUGCUCAUCCUGAAUGAGUUUGCUGUGCUCUGCAGGGACCUCUACGCUUUCUACCCCAUGCUCAUCCGCUAUGUGGACAACAACAGGUCUCGGUGGUUGAAGGAGCCUCAUGCUGACUCCACAGAGCUCUUCAGGAUGGUGGCUGAGAUCUUUAUCCUCUGGUGCAAGUCACAUAACUUUAAGCGUGAGGAGCAAAACUUUGUGGUUCAGAAUGAAAUCAACAAUUUGGGCUUCCUGACUGGUGAAGGACAAGCUAAAAUGUCUAAGUCAGGUGGGGACCAGGAGAGGAAACACAAGCGCCGUAGAGGCGAGUACUACUCCAUCCAAACCUCUCUGAUUGUUGCUGCGCUGAAGAAGAUGCUGCCCAUCGGCCUCAACAUGUGCAGCCCAGGAGACCAGGAGCUCAUCUCUCUGGCUAAGAUAAGAUACAAUCUGAAAGACACAGAUGACGAGGUGAAGGAGCACUUGCGUCAGAAUCUUCAUCUCCAAGACAAGUCCGAUGAUCCAGCUGUUCAGUGGCAGCUGAACUUGUACAAAGACGUGGUGAAAAGCGAGGAACCAGCGAACUCAGAACAAACAGUUGAUCGAGUGCAAAGCAUCUCUGCUGCAGUGUUCCACCUGGAGCAGGUGGAGCAGCCGCUGAGAAAUAAGAAAUGUGUGAUGCACAAGCUGUUGUCCAAACAGCGUAAACGGGCUGUGGUGGCUUGUUUCCGUAUGGCUCCACUCUACAAUCUACCUAGGCAUCGCGCUAUCAACUUCUUCAUGCCGGUCUAUCAGAGACUUUGGAUAGAGGCAGAGGAGUACUCUUUUGAGGAGAAGCUAGUUCAGGAUCUGGCAGUAAGUACUGGGCUCGCCUUGCCCACGCCCCUUGUGCCCUGCGUUGGCACCCCUCUGCCAGUCCUGUCUGCCGAAUGCUUCUUUAGCUCCGUGCCCGUCGAGCCUUGGAAGCACGCCCGGGUGGAGACAUUGCCCAAAGCAUAUAGCGGUCCCUGCUUUAGGCGCGCAAAAUCCUUCAGACAGAGAUCCGUCAGGGGUCAAAGGCUGCAUGACCAACUCAGGAGACACAGGGCCAGCUCCGGUGCUCACAGCUCUAGAAAAGCAGGCUAUGCCUUUCUGAAAGCAGUGAAAACCCCCAUGAAAAUUGUUGAAGAGGAGGAAGAGGAGGUAGCAGAGAUCCAACCGGACCCUCUGCACCAGCUCAUCCUCCACUUCAGCCACAAUGCUCUGACAGAGAGAAGUCACCUGGAAGUGGAUCCUUUGUAUAUUGCGUAUGCAGACAUGAUGGCAAAGAGCUGUGCAGAGGAUGAGGAGGAAGAAGAGGAGGAAGGGAAAGAGAAGACAUUCGAGGAAAAGGAGAUGGAGAAACAGAAGAUCUUGUAUCAGCAGGCGAGGCUGCACGCACGAGGGGCUGCAGAGAUGGUGCUACAAAUGAUCAGUGCCAGUAAAGGUCGUCUGGGUCCCAUGGUGACCUGCACACUCAAACUGGGAAUUUCCAUCUUAAAUGGAGGCAACGUGCAGGUUCAGCAGAAAAUGCUUGAUUACCUGAAAGAAAAAAGAGACGCAGGCUUUUUCAAAAGUCUCUCAGGACUGAUGCAGUCUUGCAGUGUCCUGGACUUGAAUGCGUUUGAGAGGCAGAACAAAGCAGAAGGACUUGGCAUGGUGACAGACGAAGGCUCAAUCCACACUGAUCGGGGCUCUAAGGUGCUACAGAAUGAUGAGUUCACCAAAGAUCUGUUCCGCUUUUUGCAACUUCUUUGUGAGGGUCACAAUGGAGAUUUCCAGAACUUCCUGAGGACGCAAACUGGAAACACAAUGACAGUUAAUAUUAUUAUCAGCACUGUUGACUACCUGCUCCGCCUUCAGGAAUCCAUCAGUGACUUUUAUUGGUACUACUCUGGAAAAGAUGUCAUUGAUGAGACUGGAAAACACAACUUCUCCCAAGCGUUAUCUGUAGCCAAGCAGAUAUUCAACUCACUCACUGAGUACAUUCAGGGCCCGUGUAUUGGGAACCAGCAGAGCCUGGCUCACAGCAGACUUUGGGAUGCAGUAGUGGGCUUUUUGCAUGUGUUUGCCAACAUGCAGAUGAAACUGUCUCAGGACGCCAGUCAGAUUGAGCUGUUGAAGGAGCUGAUGGACCUACAGAAGGACAUGGUUGUCAUGUUACUGUCGCUGUUGGAGGGUAACGUGGUAAAUGGAACGAUUGGAAAGCAGAUGGUGGACACACUGGUGGAGUCUUCUAGUAACGUAGAAAUGAUCCUGAAGUUCUUUGACAUGUUCCUCAAACUGAAGGAUCUCACAACCUCUGACAACUUCAGGGAGUACGACCCCGAGGUCAAAGGCAUCAUCUCAAAGAAGGAGUUCCAGAAAUCUAUGGAGAGUCAGAAGCAGUACAACCAGUCUGAGAUCGAGUUCCUGCUCUCGUGUGCGGAGGCCGACGAGAACGACAUGUUCAAUUACAAAGAGUUUGUGGAGCGGUUCCACGAACCGGCCAAAGACAUCGGCUUCAACGUGGCCGUGCUGCUGACCAACCUGUCUGAACACAUGCCGCACGACUCCCGGCUGGUCUCCUUCUUGGAUCUGGCGGAGAGCGUGCUCAGCUACUUCGAGCCCUACCUGGGCCGCAUUGAAAUCAUGGGCAGCGCGAAGCGCAUCGAGAGGGUUUACUUUGAGAUCAGCGAGUCGAGCCGGGAACAGUGGGAGAAGCCGCAGGUCAAAGAGUCCAAGCGGCAGUUCAUCUUCGAUGUGGUCAACGAGGGGGGAGAGAGCGAGAAGAUGGAGAUGUUUGUGAACUUCUGUGAGGAUACGAUCUUUGAGAUGCAGCUGGCGUCCCAGAUCUCUGAGUCGGAUGCGGUUGAACAGCCUGAGGAGGAGGAGGAGGAGGAGGGACACAGCCUCCUGGAGGAGUUGGCCGGAGAGGAGGAGGGCGCCUUGGAGUCGGCCUCGGCCUUCACCACGGCGUGUCACUCCGUCAAGAACAAGAUCGCACACGUCCGUCAAAAGUUUUCCCUGAAAAACAUGAAGAAACAGUUCAAGAAAGUCAAGAAACUGAGCAUCAGAGAGAUGAUCGCAGGCUUCUUCUCCUUCCUCUGGAUGCUCUUCACCGGCUUCUUCAAAGGCAUCUACGGUCUCAUCUUUGGUUUCUUCCAUGUCAUCUGGUCGUCCAUGUUUGGCGGUGGCCUGGUGGAGGGCGCCAAGAACAUGAAGGUGACCGACAUCCUGGGAAACAUGCCCGACCCAACACAGUUUGGCAUUCAUGGAGAUGUGAUCGAAGGAGAGAAGGUGGAGGCCAUAGAGGCAUCCGCAAGCUUGGACAUCACCAUGGCACCAGCAGGAGACGCAACAGAGAUGGACAUGAUGCUGGAGAUGCUGUCGGUGCCUAAAAAGGAAGGAGGAAAACAUGUGGAGCCGGGGCUGGGUGACGUGUCUGAGCUCAGUGAGACCUCCAGCACUGACCAAAAGAAGAAAGCUGCUGCCAAGCCCGCUGAAACCACGGAAAGUGAACCAGAGAAAGCAGACACAGAGAACCAGGAGAAGGAGGACAAGCCAAAGGAGGAGGAGGCCAAGGAAGCAGUGGCUGAGGAGAAGCCCAAGGCCAGAUCUAGUAAGACGAAGGAGACGGCGCCAGGGUUCAUGUCCAACGUCUUUGUUGUUCUGGACGUGUGGUUGAACAAGAUGCUGAAUUAUCUGGCUCGGAACUUCUACAACCUGCGUUUCCUGGCUCUGUUCGUGUGUUUUGCCAUCAACUUCAUUCUGCUUUUCUACAAGGUCACUGGUGAAACUGAGGAAGAGGACGAGGAGAACAGCUGGGGAGGUGAGGAGGAGGAGGAUGACGAGAACACGCUCUUCGACAUGGACGAGUUUGUGCUUCAGGAGAGCACGGGCUACAUGCUGCCGACGCUGCGCUUCCUGGCCAUAUUCCACACGGUCAUCUCGCUGGUCUGCCUGGUGGGAUACUACUGCCUGAAGGUUCCUCUGGUGGUGUUCAAGAGGGAGAAGGAGAUCGCCAGGAAGCUGGAGUUCGAUGGUCUGUACAUCACUGAGCAGCCGUCUGACGACGACAUCAAGGGCCAGUGGGAUCGACUCGUCAUCAACACCCCGUCUUUCCCCAACAACUACUGGGAUAAGUUCAUCAAGCGCAAGGUGAUCAACAAAUACGGGGACAUGUACGGAGCGGAGCGCAUCGCUGAGCUGCUGGGUCUGGACAAGAGCGCGCUGGACUUCGACCCCACGGUGGAGACGGUGGAGAAGGAGGCGUCGCUGCUCUCCUGGCUGAGCUCCAUUGACACAAAGUACCACAUCUGGAAACUGGGCGUGGUUCUGACUGACAACUCCUUCCUCUAUCUCAUCUGGUACACCACCAUGUCCAUUUUUGGACACUUCAACAACUUCUUCUUCGCUGCUCAUCUCCUGGACAUCGCCAUGGGCUUCAAGACGCUUCGCACCAUCCUGUCCUCUGUCACUCACAACGGCAAGCAGCUCGUCCUGACCGUGGGCCUGCUGGCCGUGGUCGUCUAUCUCUACACCGUGGUGGCCUUCAACUUCUUCAGGAAGUUCUACAAUAAGAGCGAGGAUGAAGACGAGCCCGACAUGAAGUGUGACGAUAUGAUGACGUGCUAUUUGUUCCACAUGUAUGUGGGCGUGCGAGCUGGAGGCGGCAUUGGAGACGAGUUGGAGGACCCCGCUGGAGACCCCUACGAGCUCUACCGCAUCCUGUUCGACAUCACCUUCUUCUUCUUCGUCAUCGUCAUCCUGCUGGCCAUCAUUCAGGGUCUGAUCAUUGAUGCCUUCGGCGAGCUGAGAGACCAGCAGGAGCAGGUGAAGGAGGACAUGGAGACCAAAUGCUUCAUCUGUGGCAUCGGCAACGACUACUUUGACCGGACGCCUCACGGGUUUGAAACCCACACCUUACAAGAGCACAACCUGGCGAACUACCUGUUCUUCUUGAUGUACCUGAUUAACAAGGACGAGACUGAACACACGGGUCAGGAGUCGUAUGUGUGGAAGAUGUACCAGGAGCGAUGCUGGGACUUCUUCCCGACUGGAGACUGCUUCCGUAAGCAGUAUGAGGACCAGCUGGGUUAGAGAGGACGGCGCGGCCUCUACUUCCCUUCCAUCUGAAACAGACACUGAACUUGACCUCACCCUGUUAAACCUUCCUGGACUGUCUCUGCUGCCAUGGUGUCAAAUUCUAAACACACUAUGAUUUUAGACGUUUCGCAUUUGUCUUUAGUUGUAACCAAACUAGUCUGGAGCCACGACACCUUUUGAUGCAGACCUUUCUGCCUUUUCACUUGCUUAACCUCGACCCGUUGUACAAUUGGUUGUGUAUAGACAUUUGAUACGCAUGGAGGGUUACAGCAUGACACCUGAAUGUCUCAAUAUGCACAAGUUCUUAAGUAAUGCCAGAAUAGUUUGUGCUGCUGCUAUCGAUCACUGUUGAUCCAGUUAAUGUGAGAAACGAGUGAGACCUGAUCUGCCUUUCAGCUCGCUGAAGUCUAUUUGAAAUGAAGAUGGUUCUUCCAGGACCAGCGACGACUCACUAUGAAACGCCAACGUGCCUUAUGAGAAACUAUGCAAACGUACUUCUAUGUUUAAUUUUUUGUCCCUCCUCACACAAGCAGUGCUCUAGUUCUGGAUUAGUUACACGUUAGCUUAAGCUCGUUUUGUGGCUUUUAAACUAAAAGAAUAAUUUGUUGUAUAAAAUCUAGACGAUCAUUGUGUAAAUGUUGCUUCGUUUGGUUUCUUUCCUAAGCUGUGGCAUCCUGCUCGCCUGCUUUUUACCCGCGACAAAGGGAAAAAAGACAAAACUCUGAUCAAGGAUUUAACGACAGAAUGUGUCUACGAUAAAACACAUUUCUUUUGAGAGGGAGGAAAUGAAUAAAGUAAUCGAUGCAAUAAAGCAAA
Betta splendens (Siamese fighting fish) is the source of this 15771-nucleotide messenger RNA. Its product is annotated as ryanodine receptor 3-like. Gene Ontology annotation, molecular function: ryanodine-sensitive calcium-release channel activity; protein binding. The transcript is spliced from 108 exons. Gene Ontology annotation, cellular component: smooth endoplasmic reticulum; calcium channel complex; sarcolemma. The coding region runs from base 91 to 14949 and encodes 4952 amino acids. Gene Ontology annotation, biological process: calcium ion transmembrane transport; intracellular calcium ion homeostasis. The record is from RefSeq and is a predicted model, not a curated record. NCBI's taxonomy places the organism in Eukaryota, Metazoa, Chordata, Actinopteri, Anabantiformes, Osphronemidae.